AUGGACCAGGGCAUGAAGUUACUGAUAGCAAACACGCAAAGCAUCCAUUACGACGGUAGUAUUAGUGGUAAUGGUGGCGGUGGUGGUGGUGAUAGUGAUCGUCGUCGUCGUCGUCGUCGCCGUCUUCGUAGUCGUCGCGCUAAUGGAGUACCCAGCCUGAACAAACUUUCUGAGACCGAGCUUCUCAUGUACGACGGUGCGGUAUGA
Echinostoma caproni is the source of this 207-nucleotide messenger RNA. NCBI's taxonomy places the organism in Eukaryota, Metazoa, Platyhelminthes, Trematoda, Plagiorchiida, Echinostomatidae. The record is from the annotation of a GenBank genome assembly.